Molecule: messenger RNA, 3738 nt
Organism: Lentinula edodes (shiitake mushroom)
Lineage: Eukaryota; Fungi; Basidiomycota; Agaricomycetes; Agaricales; Omphalotaceae
Exons: 12
Biological process (GO): positive regulation of transcription by RNA polymerase II
Cellular component (GO): nucleus
Molecular function (GO): histone binding; chromatin binding; ATP binding
Source: RefSeq, a predicted model, not a curated record
GACGAUAAUGCGCCUGGGACAGACGAUUUGGACUUGGAAUUGGAACCACCACCUGAACCAGAACCAGAGCCCGAAGACGACGUUUCAGGCCCAGAUGGGACUGGAAACGGUAAACCGUAUGCUCUUCGUCAGCGACAGAGAAUCAACUACGCCAUCCCGCCCCCACUAGAAGAUCUUUCUCGUCCGCCAGCGCACAGAUCCAACAACGCGAACAAUAAUAGAAAAGGCGGGCUGGGUUGGAGUGCGUCCGGUGCUGAGCUGGGCAAGUGGAUGGGCUUACCUGCGGACGAUUCUGAUUCGGAUGUCCCAACGAGGACACCGAGAAAGCCAUUUGGUGGAGUGGGUAUGACUGGAGGGUUUGAGGGUGCCGUUGCCGGCGGUGGGGGAUUACUUUCAGGUGAUCUUGCUGCUGCUGGAACUCCUUCAAAUUUGGGCAAAGUCGAUGAUUCGACACUUGCCGACGCGGAUCCACUCGGAGUCAACGUCAACGUAACGUUUGACGAAAUUGGCGGUUUAGACGAUCAUAUCAACUCUUUGAAAGAAAUGACCGUCUUGCCGCUUUUAUACCCCGAAGUUUUUCAACAAUUCAAUGUCACUCCCCCUCGAGGUGUGCUAUUCCAUGGUCCCCCUGGGACAGGUAAGACGCUCCUUGCAAGAGCGUUAGCUGCGAGUUGUCGUUCAAAUGGGAAGCAGAUUACUUUCUUCAUGCGCAAAGGCGCUGACGCGCUUUCCAAAUGGGUCGGCGAAGCCGAACGCCAGCUUCGUCUUCUUUUCUCCCAAGCCCGUUCCUCCGCUCCCUCAAUCAUAUUUUUCGACGAAAUAGACGGCCUGGCACCUGUUCGAUCUUCAAAACAAGAUCAAAUCCACGCUUCCAUUGUGUCUACCCUUCUUGCGUUGAUGGAUGGCAUGGAUGGAAGAGGGCAGGUAGUGGUCAUUGGAGCUACGAACAGACCGGAUGCGAUUGAUCCUGCGUUACGGAGGCCAGGAAGGUUUGAUAGAGAAUUCUAUUUCCCUUUACCAGAUUUGAUUGCGAGGGAGAGAAUUCUCAGCAUUAUGACCAAGGGCUGGAUAGGCUGGGGGUCGGGAGAGGAGGAUCCAAGAGUGAAGGCAAGAGUGAACGGCCUAGCGGAGCUGACUAAGGGGUAUGGCGGAGCUGAUUUAAGGGCUCUAUGUACUGAAGCAGCGCUCAAUGCCAUUCAACGCAAGUAUCCCCAGAUAUACAAGUCGGAAGAUCGGCUUUUACUCCAACCUGAAACGAUAUCGGUUGCACUAAGAGACUUUAUGGUUGCUAUCAAGAAACUCGUGCCAUCAUCAGCCCGAUCCUCUUCUUCGGCCGCAGCGCCUCUACCUACCCAACUCGUCCCGCUCCUCCAUGAGUCCUUGCAAAAAGCGAAAAACAUCCUUGGAAGAGUUCUUCCACUGGAGAAGAAGCUCACAGCGUUGGAGGAAGCUGAGUUUGAGGAUUACCACGAUAAUGAUGAGGGGAAUCGUGAUGAUGGAGACGGAAAGGACUACGGAGGGGAGCUGGAGAGGGAGAUGAGGUUGCAAUCUAUGGAGGUUCUAAGAAUCCAUCGACCGCGACUGAUUUUACAUGGCCAGAUUGGAAUGGGACAGAGUUAUGUUGGGGCAGCACUGUUACAUCACCUUGAAGGAUAUCAUGUUCAGAGCCUGGAGCUUGGGACCCUUUUGGGUGAUUCUGCAAGAACAACUGAAGCAGCCCUUGUUCAACUCUUCGUCGAAGCUAAGCGCCACUCACCCUCAGUUAUCUAUAUUCCUUCCCUAGUCGGUUGGUGCGCUGCAAUAUCUGAGACUGCGCGAGCCACUGUGCGGGCAAUGCUCGACACCCUAGCCCCAACAGACUCAAUCCUCCUUCUAGCCAUUGUAGAUGGGAAGUUCUCUUCUUUACCUAGGGACGUCCGCGCAUGGUUCGGACCAACCGCGAUCAAAGAUAACUCGGUGGAAAUUUUGUCACCCUCACCAAAUCAGCGCUCUACCUUCUUUGAACCUCUGAUAGACGAUAUCAAGAGACCCCCGAAUAAAUUUGCGGAUGGAAUGGGAGCAAAGAGGAAGAAAAGAGUAUUGGAGACUCUACCAAUUGCGCCCCCAUUGGAACCUAGGAAGCCGACUGAGAAGGAGUUAGCGGUACAGGAGGAAAAUGACCAAAAGACGAUCACAAUCUUGAGGUAUAGGUUAGGACCAAUUAUCAGUGAGUUGAAGAGGAAGUUCAAGAGAUUUACGAAGAGGGCCCAGGAAGAGUACAAGGUCGAGUUCGAUUUUAAUGAACAAAUGGCUGCUGCUGCGUCUUCAGCGCAGUCUGACCCAGUAGCUCAGGCUGUGGUCUCAACUAUUGAAAUCAUGUCUGAUGGUGCCAUGGACCCCUUGGAUGCUGUCCAAACUACACCGCAUCUGCCUUCGCCCCCGCCACAACCCUCACUCUACGACAUGGAUCUUGAAAAGAUGCACGAGCUUCUUUACAAAGAUCGCUACCUGACCCCCGAGGAAUUCCUCGCCGACGUUCGCAAGAUUGUGCACAACGCAGCGAUGUACUCUCACCGGGAUCCGGAUCGACAUUAUAAAGCCCAGGCAAUGCUUACUGCCACGGAGGUGAGUAUGCAGGACAAUUUCGACUUGAUAUUAAGGGAGGAGUGCGAGAGGAUGGCAGGGAGGGUGAGAAAGAGAAGGAUGGAAUAUAAGAUGAAGAGGAAAGAGGAGAAAGAAAAGGAGAAGGAGAAAGAGAGGGAGAAAGAGGGUGUGGAAGCGCAAGCACCUCCCUUCCUCAACGGAACCCGCAGAAGUGCAAGGAAUAACGGCCAGAGGCCAGAAUUGGCCAUCACAGAUCCUGUUGCACUCGAACGGAAAUUGAAGAGACAAAGGGAGGGUGCUGAUGGUGCGGUAGGUGAUGCAGGACCAAGAGGGGAAAUGGAUCAGGAUGGUGCUAGAGAUGCGAAAAGGUCCAGAACCUUUGGGGAUUCGAACGACCGAGACCCUUUGGAUAUCAUAACCCCAAUAACUACCCCACCGCGGCCUGGCGGAGUACGGUUUGCGCCCUCAGUGGGGUCACAGCAACAGGAACCUCCAUUCUACCCCCAACGACCAUCGUCUUCAUACCUUCCCCAGCUGCUGCCGCCCCCUGGUCCUACGGGAUAUCAAAGUUCUUCCAACCCAACGCCAGUACCUUACAUAAUGCAGAAUGAUAAUUCAAUGUCUGUUGAUCAACCUCAACCUCCAUCUACACCUCGUGGCGGCGGGGUUGCGAUGCUUCUCAACCCAGUCCAUCCUGGGGAAGAGCGUGAACGGACGGUUUCUGCACGACCAUCUCCCGCUCCACAAAAUUCUCAUCAGCCUUCUGCUCCUGUUCCAGGCGACGAUGGUAAUCCAUUCUUGACCGUCUCCGAUGCUACGCGUAACGUACCAAAUCGGAAAUCCGCGUCACCUCUGCCUCAGAUACCUGCCCACCCUACAUCCAUCCUCAAAUCCCCUGCUCCUCCGGAAAAAGCCGCUUCGCCGAUGCCCAUAAUCGAGCGGACGCCAACGCCAUUGCCUAAUUUCCAUGUCGAUACCCUAUUGUUAGAGCAACUACACGCAAGUUUGCGGGAAAGCACAUUUGGUUUGACGAUUGAAGAACUGGAACAGUUACGGGCAACGUGCCUUGGGUGCGUAUGGCGGCAUCGUACAGAGUGGGAUCGGGAUGCGUUGGUGAGAGAAUUGCAGGAUGUUGUAUCUGAUUUCGUGGCUGAA